This is a messenger RNA of Aspergillus sclerotioniger CBS 115572, 1654 nucleotides long. Its product is annotated as nucleoporin FG repeat-containing protein. Gene Ontology annotation, molecular function: structural constituent of nuclear pore. Lineage: Eukaryota; Fungi; Ascomycota; Eurotiomycetes; Eurotiales; Aspergillaceae. The transcript has 3 exons. Gene Ontology annotation, biological process: nucleocytoplasmic transport. Gene Ontology annotation, cellular component: nuclear pore. The record is from RefSeq and is a predicted model, not a curated record. The coding region runs from base 134 to 1558 and encodes 474 amino acids.
CACAGCUCCAGUGGACAUUGUGCUGGCACAAGGCGCUUUUGACGGGUGCAGCCAAGGAACCUGACACCUUUCAAUCUCCGCGUCUCACUCGAUUCCAAGUUAAUUAUCUUAUACGCGACUGAAACAGAACGCCAUGUUCGCCCAAAAGCCUUCCGGCACAUCGACCGGCCUAUCCAUCAACACCGGUUCCGCCAAUUCUUUAUUUGGCGCCAAUACACAGACCAGUACUUCAACUACGCCAGCAACUACCAGUACUUCGGGUGGUCUGUUCGGUAAUCUUGGAAACACUGCCGCUCAACCAAAGCCGGCAGGUGGGCUAUUCGGAAAUCUGGGUGGCACAACACAACAGUCCCAGCCUUCCGGCUCGAAUAUGUUUUCGGGCCUAGGUGGACAGCAGCAGAGCAAUACCACAUCCAGUGGAGGUCUAUUUGGGGGCGCUACGGCGACUAGCUCGCAGCCGCAGUCAGGCGGUCUUUUCUCGGGAGCCGGUACCACGACCAACAACACACAAGGCGGGAAUGCCGGCGGAGGGCUGUUCGGCAAUCUAGGGGGAACUACCACCACUCAAACGCAAUCAAAGCCGCUUUUUGGUGGCCUUGGAAGCUCUACCGCAGCGGGAGGGGGCCUGUUCGGUGGUGCCAAUCAAACUAGCGCGCAGCAGCAGCAGUCCCAGAAACCUACUCUAUCCUUGUUCGGAAACCAGGGCACUACCGUGCAACAGCCGACGCAACCCCCCGCUGCCACCGGGACAACAGUCAUCCCCGGAGUCAAGGUCGAUGUCAGCAAUAUCUUACCCACGACCAAAUACGAAAGCUGUGCGGAUGAGAUCAAAGCAGAGCUGGAAAGAUUUGAUAAUUUCGUCCUGAACCAGAUCAAGAUAUGCAACGAGGUUGCGAACAUGAUCCCCACCAUUGCCAGCCAGGGUGAGACGAUCCCAAAUGACGUUGAAUUUGUGCAGGGCAAGCUGGAAACCAUGCAGCAUGCACUUGAAAAUGAUGCUGGCGAUAUUGAUCAGCUCCGCAACCUUGUAUCUCGUGACGCAGCCGAGGCUCAAGUUGCAUUCCGCGCAAUCGACACCUUGAAAUUGCCUCUGCAGUACCAGUCUUCUGGUGGUGCUGGGUGGUGGUCUCAGGAUCAGAAGGUGUCAGAUGGACAAGCUUUAAGGUCAACGCGAAAAAACACUCUAGCUCUUCCAGACGAUGUUGAAAGCGAUCCGUCUACCGCCACGUCCGUUAACGGGGUACCUGUCAAUCUGGUCGAUUACUUUUCUCAACGCUCUGAGGAAAUGGGAGUUGUCCUGGAACGCUACACGCGGAACUUGAAGGAAAUUGAAGACCACCUUCACGGCGUCGAGUCCACUUUGGAACGACAGAUCCAUGAUUUUGUGACAUCUCGUAGUCGAGAUGGCCCAACCGCUGGAACGCCUAAGUCUAUCAUAAGUGAUCUUGCUACUGUUUUAGGUGACGUCGAGGCUGGUAUAUUAGGAGUUGCCAGUCGCCUUGGUGGAGUUACCGAGCAGGUGCAAGAGGUAGUCCUGGGCCCGCCUUCCGGGUCGUAAGUUUCUAGAAGUUUGAGCAUGGGCACCGGUCACUACUUGUGUAACAUAUGAAUGGAUUUGAAUAUCAUGAAGCAUACCUAAUUUCGCCAAUAUACC